GAAGAGGAAAGGAGGCGCGACGCGGCGGGUCACGUGGGGGCGCCCUGCGGACGCCGUGCCCCGCGUCACGUGCAGGGGCCCAGCCUAUCGGGGCUCCCCUCUGCCUCCCCUCGCUCCUCUUCCGAGCCGUCCUGCCUGAGGGAGAAGGAGGAGCGGGCGGUGCGCGAGCCUGCCGCGGAGAAGGGAAGCGGAGAAGGGAAGCGGCGGCGGCGGCAGUGCGAGCGGCCGGGGGUCGCCAGGGGGCGGGCGGCGCGAGGAGGGUGUGGCGGCCGAGGCGCAGCGACGGUGCCGGCUGGGUCGGGAAGAUGGCGGCGGCGGCGGCAGCGGCGACGGCGGCGCCGCCUGUGAACCUGCGGCUGGGAGACUUGGUGUGGGGGAAGCUGGGCCGAUAUCCUCCUUGGCCAGGAAAGAUUGUUAACCCACCUAAGGACCUGAAGAAACCACGUGGGAAGAAGUGCUUCUUCGUGAAGUUUUUCGGAACUGAAGACCAUGCUUGGAUUAAAGUAGAGCAGCUGAAGCCUUACCAUGCCCACAAAGAAGAAAUGAUCAAAAUUAACAAAGGCAAGAGGUUCCAACAAGCUGUGGAUGCUGUGGAAGAAUUCCUCAAGAAAGGCAAAGGCAAAGACCAGGCGUCUUCUCAUAACUCCACUGAAGAGAAGAACCGGCGGAAUUCCAGUGAAGAGAGGGGGAAGCAGUCAGUGGGAGAGGAGAAACACAAAGCUGGGUUGUCAGAAGGGAAACCGAAAAAGCGAGCAUCUUCUGUUUCCUCUGAGCGAGGAUCGAAAUCCCCUCUGAAGAGAAUGUACAAGCAAAGCCCCCGGAAGCGAGGGCGCCCUCCCAAAGACGAGAAGGACCUGACAAUUCCUGAGUCAAGCACAGUGAAGAGAAUGAUGACUGGCACCGUGGCUGGCUUUAAGUGGCCACAGAGUGUAAGCGAGCCUGUGAAAGAUGGCGACCCUCAUUUCCAUCACUUCCUGCUUAGCCAAACUGAAAAGCCAACAGUUUGCUAUCAGGCCAUCACAAAGAAGCUGAAGGUGUGUGAAGAGGAAACUGGGUCCACUUCUAUCCAGGCAGCAGAUAGCACAGCUAUCAAUGGCAGCAUCACUCCUACAGACAAGAAGAUAGGAUUCCUUGGUCUUGGCCUGAUGGGCAGUGGGAUUGUUUCCAACUUAAUAAAAAUGGGUCACACUGUUACGGUCUGGAAUCGGACUGCUGAGAAGUGUGAUUUGUUCAUCCAGGAGGGGGCACGAUUGGGAAGAACCCCCGCUGAAGUGGUCUCGACCUGCGAUAUCACUUUUGCCUGCGUAUCUGAUCCAAAGGCAGCCAAGGAUGUGCUUGGGCCCAGCGGAGUGCUCCAGGGCAUCCGUCCAGGGAAGUGCUACGUGGACAUGUCCACUGUGGACGCAGACACUGUUACAGAAUUGGCUCAGGUGAUUGUCUCCAGAGGUGGUCGCUUCCUGGAAGCCCCAGUCUCAGGGAACCAACAGCUAUCCAAUGAUGGGAUGCUGGUGAUACUAGCGGCUGGAGACAGAGGCUUAUAUGAGGACUGCAGUAGCUGUUUUCAAGCAAUGGGGAAAACUUCUUUUUUCCUAGGAGAAGUAGGCAAUGCUGCCAAGAUGAUGCUGAUCGUGAACAUGGUCCAAGGAAGCUUCAUGGCCACAAUAGCAGAAGGACUGACUUUGGCUCAAGUCACUGGCCAGUCCCAGCAGACCCUUCUGGACAUCCUCAAUCAGGGACAGCUUGCCAGUAUCUUCCUGGAUCAGAAGUGCCAAAAUAUCCUGCAAGGAAACUUCAAACCUGAUUUCUACCUGAAAUACAUCCAGAAGGAUCUCAGAUUAGCCAUUGCACUAGGCGACUCUGUUAAUCAUCCAACUCCCAUGGCAGCUGCAGCCAAUGAGGUCUACAAACGGGCAAAAGCAUUGGACCAGUCUGACAAUGACAUGUCUGCUGUGUACAGGGCCUACAUCCACUAGGCUACCCUCUUCUAAUUGUUAAUACUAUGAUUAAUUAUGAUGAUGAAUACUGGGUUUUAACUCUGGACCAGUCCAUCUUUGUCUCUCUCCUCUCCUCUUCCCUCACUCCCGCCCCCCAUUUUUUUCUUUUUCCUUUUUAAUACAAAAACUCUUUUGAGAUCUGCCACAAGGACAGUUGCUACAGUAUGCCUUCCUGUGCCAGCUGCAGCAGCAGCAGAAGAGGUUGGAUCCUGGCCAUCUUGACAACAGAACUGUACCACCCAUCGGGAGUCAUAGAAUGGAACGUGUGGCAGGCGACAUUGGCCCCCCAGUAAUGCUGCUUGGCUUUAAUCCUGGUUCUCAUUUGUGUGUGUGUGUCCCUGAGCAUUUUUGUUUGUUUCCAGCUGCUGCUCCACUUAUUUGCCGUGGGUAAUGUAUAUUCUGGGCUCUUGCACAGUGAGGACAGCUGAGAGAUGGGUAUCCCUUUACCGGUGUGCUUUAAUUGGGAUGGGAAUCUGGCACUUGUAUUCUUUUUCCUUGGAGAAAACGAUCAGAUCAAAAGGUGCUAGGGAUAAAUUAAUAUACUACAUGGCAAUAGUUCCCCAAUAGAAGAAAAGGUGAUUUACACCUUCCCCAUGGAAACAGCUGUGUGAGUUAGAGAACUUGUCUUCUGUUACUUAAUUCCAACUCUGAUGUUUCAGUAUGAGCCUCUGACAUGCAGGCUGCCUGCGCAGACUCCUAAUUCCCAAAUGGCUUAUCCAUUCUGAACACAUCUGUGAAACCAUUUUACCUGCCUGUGAUUUGCAGAAUGGGUUUGUGUGGGCUUUUUUUUUUUUUUUGAAGGAAGGAAGAACUUGGAAGUCUUCCUUCAGGUUCAUCUUGGAGAAUCUGCCUGCUGGAUGUUUGCUCGUAAUAUUUGCAAGGAUGAUUUGGUUUUGACCAGUGUUGCCAAAUAUCCAGAGAAAAAGAUAAUUUGAUCUAAAGAAUUUGACUUCCACGUUUUCCUUUCUGAAAAACCGAAGAUAUGCCAAGGCAUAUCAUUGACUUGAAAUAAUCCUGCUUGCAAGCAGUAUAAUGAAAGAUCCAGCAAGCUGUGAACUGAUAUAGCCUAAUUCUUUGAAGUAACAAGGUAGUCUAGGAUGCAGGUAGUGCAUAACCAUAUCCCUUCAAAAUUGGGAUGCAUUUUCAGUCUCUAAGUCAGUAUUAAUCUUGAGAGAAAGCCCUUUGCCCAGGCUUGGAACGCAAAUAUCAAAGAGGGUUGGAAACGCUUCUGUUAUUCACACAGAGGCUUUCACAUUUGCAAAAACAGCCUCUAACUCGUGAAUUCAGCACACAGGUGCCCAGCCUGCAUAAUUGUGCAUUUCAGAUGGGUGAGGAACCUCUCUUGCCAGUCAUGCCUAACUGGUAGGUAAACAUUCGCAGCGCAAAUGUGAAAUCCAACUCUUGAACCUCGGGUUGAUCGCCAAGUAGCGUGGAUACGCUGGCCCAUUCUGAGCGCAGGCAGAAGGCUCAGGUUUUUGGUUGAUGUGUUAAAAGUGAGCAUCUGUGUACACCAGCCUGCCCUGCUCUUGCUACAGCACAUACUCCUUAGGCAGAUUUUUUUUCUUCUGUGGUAUAGACAAUCCACCCGAAAAAGGACACCAGUUUUUGUCCCUGCCUGUAUGUUUCAGAGCCAUCCGACUGAAUCUUGUUAAUGGGAACUAACUCUUGUCUGGAUAGGCGAAGCUUUUAAGGACAACCAGUCUCUCUCAGAGAGAGCGCAGAUGGAUCUGGGGGAGAUGAUCUCACUUGAGAUGGUUGUUAAGGCAGUAAAUUUUACAGCAGGAAGCUGCUCUCAGUGAGACGUUCUAAAGAUUGCCAGGGAAAGGGGGAGGGAGAAUCUUGGGAACUUAAGCAGGAACAGAAAUAGUUCCCAGAAUAUUGUAUUUUGUCUCCAAGCAAAAAAUCCAAACAGAACCAGGAACUGCGAUUACAGCAUAAGAGAACUGCAGUGUCUUCCAUUCAGUCUCUCCAUCUUGUGAUUUCUCUGUCAGGGAGAAGAAAGAUCCCCUGAAGGAAUCUGCAUCAUUGCUGAUACCCCAAGGGGGACAACAGUCCCGAGAUGUGAGCAGGGGGGGGGGGGUGGAACUGCUGGCCCCUCUCAGGUGCCUUUUUAGAAGGACACCUGUGUUUUCUUUUGUUUGCAGCCAAACAAUAGUUUGUGCAAGAUGGGUUUGUGGCAUCCGAUUUUAUGGGUCAGAAGCGUCCGUUGAUCUACAGGUUUUAUAUUGCAAUAUAUUUGCUGGUUUUAAGGUGCCAUGGGACUCCUGCGUUUUUGCUACUUAGCCUUUCUGCUCCGAGAGCCAGCUUUGAUCAAAUACUUGGCCGGGGUGUCCUUAAAUUCAAACUGGCACAGGAGGGGAAGUGUUUGUUACAAGAGAAUAUGAUGGAACUGGCUUAGUCAUUGUUGUCUUAAUAUUGUUGACAAUACUGUAAAGUUUCUUUUUUAAUGGGAUUUCUGUUUUAGCAGUUGCUUUUUUUUUUUGUUCCCUUCUUUUUAAAGAUAAAAGAUGUUACGCUUGUGGAGAGCUUGUAAGAAAAAGCCGUUUCUUUUAAUUCCUUCUCCUUUGUUGAACCAUCUAUAGGUAAUUAAGGUUGUGAAUUUUUUAUUUUUGCCUUGUUUUUAAUUAAUGUUUUGUCAUUCAGAUAGGAUGUGCGGUGAUGAUUAAAUGGCAAACACAGACAAAAUGAUUUUUUUUUUCUUGUGCAAUUAACAAAGCUACUGGCAAAAGGAAAUAAAACCUUUCUUGGUAACACAAUGCUA
Messenger RNA from Candoia aspera, 4755 nucleotides. It is a transcript of the gene GLYR1, whose product is annotated as glyoxylate reductase 1 homolog. The coding region runs from base 306 to 1973 and encodes 555 amino acids. The record is from RefSeq and is a predicted model, not a curated record. Gene Ontology annotation, molecular function: oxidoreductase activity; NADP binding; NAD binding. Lineage: Eukaryota; Metazoa; Chordata; Lepidosauria; Squamata; Candoiidae. The transcript is spliced from 16 exons.